CGGGACCAAAACUUAGUUUGAAGUGUUUCUCGCCACGUACUUCUCUAAAAAUUGUGUGGCAGCAUUCCACAGACCCCAGGUCUUCAGUUCUAACUCGGCAACCGGUACAUUCGUCCAGUCAUGGCUUCCCUCAGUGCCGCAGAAUUACAGAAACGGCACGCACUGGAAGGCGCGCCUGAUCCGUUCCCCAGUCUCAACGAGCCUGAACAAACCAGGAAGCUCAAACAACCCGUUCAGGUGAAUGGUGAACUGCUGGACCAAUCGGAAAUUUCAUUUCCGUCUCUUGUGCCUGCACCGUCUGCUGCCAGAACUCAAAAAGCCCCCGCGUCCCAAUGGGCAUCAGGUACUGGGGGAAUCAAACGGCUUCCUGUUAUCCACGUCCCUGUCUUCGCGAGUCUCAUUACUCUUCCUCGGGUUGAUCUCUCACGUAUUGGCACUGCUGGAAAACCAACUACACUCGGAGUUGUCGUGAAAGAGGUUAUGGCUAAGACAAAAACGAAGAUUGAGGCUUCCAGCCAGAGAACUACUGGUGCUACGACGUUCCAUGUUAAGGGCGAAUCAGAGCUCGCAGUCGAAACUGCCACAAAGCAAAUCACAGCCUCCCUCAGUCCCCAUGUCACGCUCAUUAUAGAAGCACCCCUUUCUACUAUUGGUACAAUUAUUGGUCCUAAAGGCGCUACGCUGAACAAAAUUCGUGAGGAUACGGGUCAUUCUGUUAAAGUGGACAUUCCUCGUCGCGAUCCUACUCAGGUGGACGCGUCCGUCGCUGCUCUUGACGAUGAGGAGCCGACACUCCGCAUCACAAUAACGGGCCCCGGCCCAUUGGCAGAGGAAGUCCGUUCUGAGAUCACCGCAAUCAUCGCGACAAAGAAGUCUAAGUCUACGCAGCGUGUUCGCGAUGUGCCCGUUCACAUUGUUCCCUUCGUUGUGGCUAGACUUUCGGACUAUCAACAUGAUGAGAUCACCGUCACCGUGAACCAGCCUCUUCGUGAAGUUAUUGUUAGUGGCGAACGCGAGGCUGUUGUACGCACCAUCGCAAAGGUCAAAGAGGACGUCAAUGGUUGGGAUCAGUCACUUGAAAAUGUUCUCCUCUCAAUUCCUAAGCGUCAACAUCGCCUCCUGGUUGGUGUCGGCGCACAGGAGCUCAUGAGCAAGACACACUGUGCCGUUAUUCCCACCCCGUUUGAUGAGCCCGGUGAUUCUGUGACUGUGUGGGGCAAGUCUGACGACAUACCAUUGGCUCUUGGUACAGUAUACGAGACGGCUCGUUCGAAGUAUUCCAGUGGGGUUGUCCUCCCAGGUCCGAUUUCCCAUGCAAGUCAAGUGCAGACGUAUCUCACUCGGUCCGCGUAUCUCAAGAAUUUGUCAUCUUCUCACCCUGAUGUCUCUGUCUACGUCACAUCCACUGCCCUAGCUCAAAAGACGAACAGCGUGAAUAUCGACUUUUUUGGCGACAAGGCUGAAGUGGACACAGUUGUUAAUGACCUGAAUGAGCUCAUUCACAAGCUCGAAGGCGCCCUACGUGAAGUUGACAUCGAUUGGCUAGUCCACAGGACGCUAAUUGGGAAGAACGGCAUGAAAAUCAAGCAAUUCCAAGAGCAGCACAAUGUUCUCUUGUUCUUUCCAUCAGAGUCUUCCGAGUUAUCCAAAGUAUUGCUGGUUCAUGAUCCUCUGACGCUUUCACCCGCGGCGCCUACCACGACUCAGAAGCAGGGCCAUCUUGAUGAUGUACAGAAGGAAGUGCUCAAGCUGGUGGCUGAUUAUUCAGACGUCAAGAGCGAGACGAUUCAGGUUGAGCAAAAGUGGCACUCUGUGAUAAUUGGAAAGAACGGCACUACACUCAACGCCGUUAUCGGGGAAGAGAAGAUUCUUUCCAUCAAGGUUGGUGCUCAGGUAAGGCCCAGUCCCGAUGCUACUCCCUUGGGACAAGACGACAUCCAGAUCCGCGGACCUUCCUCGGAGGUUGACCGGGCCAUUCGUGAGAUUCGCGAGAUCGUCCAGAAGGCAGAGCAGGAUGAGAUUGACAAUGGUUAUACCCUCGAAUUUGACUUCCCUCGGGAAUAUCUUGGGCGUAUCGUUGGCACUGGAGGUGCCCUCGCAAACAAGCUUCGUGAGAUGCUUGGCAUUUCUCUUGACUUCUCAGACGAUAACGAAGAGGAGACGGACAGCAAAUCGAAAAAGAAGAAGCCUAUUGCCAAGUGCCAUGUCAAAAUCGUUGGUCGCAAGGAGAACGCCGAAGAAGCCAAGAAGCGAAUUCUUAAUCAAGUUGAGAAGCUCGCCGACGAGACUACCGAGAUAUUAAAGAUCCCCCGUUUCAUCCACGCAGGACUAAUAGGACCUAGCGGCAAAUAUGUUCUCCGCUUGGAGGAAAAGCAUUCGGUUAAGAUAAUGUUCCCUCGGGAGUCAAGGGAUAACGAGGAUGGUGGCUCUGAUGAGGCGAAGGCUGCCCGACCUCGCGAGAAUUUGAGACUCGAUGAAGUUCUCUUGAGGGGUGGAAAGAAGGGCGUAGCCAGUGCCAAAGCCGAGAUCAUGGAGGCUGUUGAGUACGAGAAAGACCAGAAUCAAACUCUAUCGUUCACUGUUCCAACUAAGGCUGUCUCUCGAAUCCUUGGUAAAGGGGGUGCUCAAAUCAACUUGAUCAAGGACGACACUGGCGCCCAGGUGGAUGUCGAAAAGGCUGAAGGAAAUGAAACUCUGGUCACUGCUCGAGGAUCGAAGGAAGCAGUCGUGGCUGCGAAAGAAGCUAUCCUGGCCAUCGCCAACGAGGUUUCGGAUGAAAUCACCACUACAAUCAAUAUUGAGUCAAGGUACCACCGCAACAUCAUUGGACCCGGUGGUCAGAAUUUGCGUGAUACCAUUGUCCGAGCUGGUGGUCCCUCGGAGUCUCGCGCUCAAGCAGGACUUGUUCAUUUCCCUCGUCAGAAUGAACCUGCUGAUGAAGUUCGAUUACGCGGGCCGAAAGCAUUGGUCGCCAAGAUUCAGGCUGCCCUGGAGCAAAUUACUGCGGACCUUCGUGACCGCGUUGUUCUUGGAGCUGUUGUUCCCGCUUCUGUGCAUCGUACAAUCAUUGGACGCGGCGGUCAGAAUCUUAACGAUAUUCAGGCCAGACACGGAGUGACUAUUCAAUUUCCUGGUUCAAGGUCCUAUCACUCAGCAGGAGACAUCUCAAACCAGUCCGAGCUGGAAAGCGUGGAUGCUGCUGAUGUUGUCAAAGUAAUUGGGCCCUCGGCUGCAUGCGGAAAGGCAAUCGAGGAGCUUGCUACAUAUGAUAAACCUGCCCCCGAGCUGAAGGAGAGAGCACACAAGUUCCAACUCGUCACUAAGACAGUAUCCGUACCACUCAAGUACCAUCAUGCUAUCAGUCAAGGUGGCCAAUUCUUCCGUGAUCUUCGCUCCAUUGGAGUCACUGUUGACCACUCCCAAGUGCCUGAGAAGCCCAACGCUAGUUCGAGACCCACAAAUGGCAAGAUCGCUCGCAUCGACGAUGAGACCACGGAAGAUGAUGGCGUGGAGUGGCAACUGGCCCCGAACUUCGGCAGCGCAGAUGAGGCCGAGGCUGAGUGGACUUUCAAGGCCCGUGACCAGGACGGUUUGGACAGAGCUUUAGAGCGGCUCGAAGAUGCGAAGGAGCAAGCCAAGCUUGCAUCUCACAUUGGUUUCCUCACCUUGGCAGACCGUUCCGUUUUCCCCCGUAUCGUUGGCACAAAGGGGGCGAAUAUAGCACGUCUUCGUGCAGACAUCGGCGCAGACAUCAUCGUUGGACGAGACGACAACACUAUUGUUAUUAUUGGGACCGAGGCGUCAGUUCUAGACGCAAAAACUGCAAUCUUGAAGAUUGUCAACAACCACAGGUAAACAGUAAUGACGCGAAUACCCGCUCACAUCAAAGGGACUAUCUUCAAUUGCUUUCGUAUGCAUAUAUUUCAUCUUUAUUAAAUUGUAUUGCAUUUUCUACAAGUGGAUGACAAUAAUGGAAUCCAACCCAGAUUUUGGAAGACACGUAAGGUAAACCAAACAAAUCAAUCAGACUCGUCCAUGGGAGUUCCGUCACGGCUUUCGGCGGUUUCCCUCAACUUCAAGCCCGUGGGUGAGCCAGUCGUUGGUUGGUCCCCUAGUGGUGUACCAUCCAGGUCCACCGGCUCGCCAUCAACGUCAAC
This is a messenger RNA of Cantharellus anzutake, 4157 nucleotides long. RefSeq lists its product as uncharacterized. The record is from RefSeq and is a predicted model, not a curated record. Gene Ontology annotation, molecular function: mRNA binding. Gene Ontology annotation, biological process: nuclear division. Gene Ontology annotation, cellular component: nucleus; cytoplasm. Bases 121 to 3855 code for a protein of 1244 amino acids. NCBI's taxonomy places the organism in Eukaryota, Fungi, Basidiomycota, Agaricomycetes, Cantharellales, Hydnaceae. The transcript is spliced from 14 exons.